Messenger RNA from Nilaparvata lugens (brown planthopper), 1659 nucleotides. RefSeq lists its product as uncharacterized. The coding region runs from base 134 to 1357 and encodes 407 amino acids. Gene Ontology annotation, molecular function: protein binding. The record is from RefSeq and is a predicted model, not a curated record. Gene Ontology annotation, biological process: actin filament polymerization. Lineage: Eukaryota; Metazoa; Arthropoda; Insecta; Hemiptera; Delphacidae. Gene Ontology annotation, cellular component: cytoplasm; actin cytoskeleton. The transcript has 6 exons.
GACAUUUCCAAUUUCCAGCAACCAGUCCGAUCGAAGGGAGACCAGUGUCUGUGUUUUGUUAUGGUGUGUCUAGUUUGAAAUGUGAACUUUCUGCAUUUUGGGGCUGAAUUCUUGUAGCUUUUUCCACCUCACCAUGAGCGAAAUACCAUGUCUAACGUACAUGGCACUCUACAUUCUUUCGUUUCACAUUCUGCAAAGCAAUUCGCGAACGAGUACACUGUGGAAACUGAAUGCAGAGGAGGGCAAAAUCAUCGAAGCUAGUCACUUUCCAAAACUGGUGACUCUGUCUGCACAACCGGAGGAAGUCGAGGAAGAUCCUAUCUUCAACAUAAUCACGUCCACGGUCAUACAUUAUGGCAAAACGUGGACUAAACGCAGUGCAGAUAGUAGUGACAAUCUCUACUGCACUGACUGUGAGAACCUCAAUGCAACUUCACGUGAGCUGCAAAGCACGUCCAAAAACAUGACCGCUAAGGCGCACAACACAACGACAACAAAAGCGGACAAGAAAUCGGCCAAGUCGUCACAACCGUCACCACCCGACAACGAGCAAUUGGAUUGUGGCAAAACGGUGAACUUCACCUAUUACGACAGUCUGGUGGGCAUCGCUAACAGGAUGUCGCAUCCCAACGUCCCUGAGCCGACGGUGGCGUUAAUUUUCAAAAAAAGGGGAGCUGAGUUUGACGUGGAAGCGCUCGAGAGAAGGUUGAUGAAGGCGAAACGAGAGAAACCGAAGUCUGUUCAACUUUACAAUCAGAUCGGCAACUUUUUUCGGAUUAAGGGUGACACCUAUCGGUCGAUCGAAUGUUUCAGGCGGGCUUUGGCUGUAUCGCCGCAUAAUGCUGAGGUCCUGCUGAACCUGGCCCGGGUGUUGUUCAACCUGCAGUAUUUGGAUGACGCCAUCUAUCUGACUCGGCGCUCCCUAGAGGUUCAGCCACCCGACAAGUCGGCCUGGAUGCAGUACUAUACUCUCGGAGAAAUAUUCAAAGCAUACGGUCACUACCAGGAGGCAGCCCUGCAUCUGCGACACUGUCUGGAACUGAGACCCGAGUUCGAGCCAGCUCUAGCUUUGCUGCGGGAUAUGGAAACACUGCCAGACAACACCAUACACAUCUACACGCUUCUCAUCAUCAUAUGCCUGGUUCUUGGUGUUCUCCUGGUAAUAGUGUCAUCAGUUGAUGCCAACCUGGAGACCGACUUUGCCCACGACCAGAAGUCUGGCAACGGCACAUCGACGGCCACAUCAUCACACCGGCACCACUUCAACCGUGCCAUGGCGAUGCGCUCACUCAAAAUGGGCGGCGGGUCACUGCGGUCGUCUGGAAAUGGCGCCAAACGUGGGACCAGUUGCGGUUGAAGUUGCGUCUCCGUUUUUAUCUGCGGUUCUCCGCUUUUUCUCAAAUUCAUUCUCCCAGAUAGAUAACAUAAAGCAUACCAACCACUUUUUUAAAACUAAUAGUUCCCAAUUAGGAGCUUACCAUACCGCCCAGUUUUUCUGAAAGUGAUUCUCCAGGUAGAGGUAAUACAUACAGUUGAAUUUUUCAGAAAUUAAUUACCCCAGAUAGAGGUAAAACGAUUUGAAGUUCUAUUAUGCAAUUUCUAAGUUACUUAUGAAUUUAGGAGAACCGAUCAUUACAAAAUACUUUUUUAAAGCGAAUG